AUGGCCCCGCGAAAACGGAAAGUUGUGGUGGCUACGGCUAAUACGGUGGAAACAGUGAAAUUCUCAACCGUAGUUAUACAGACGGUGCUAAGCGCGCAGCAAAAUGAAACCACGCAUGCGAAGCUGGUAAAGCAGCUUAAGAAACUGUACACCACCGUGCAGCAUGAUUCGUUUAUGAAAUCAUUCCUACAAGUGAUUAAACGGCAGAUGGAGCACGACGAAACGAACCCGUAUGCAAACCUUGUGCUUAAGUUUAGUGCCAAAUUUGUGGCCGAUUCCGAGUACAGCGCGCAAGCCGUUACGCACCCGAUCAUGGCAUCAAUGUUCGAUUGGCUGCUCACCACGAUUAGCAACAUUCAGCGGAUACGGUUCCGGAUUUGUCAACUCGUAAACCUGAUCCUCAAUGCGUUGGGCACAGAUGCGGCGUUGGAUGACACGAUCUGCGAUAAGAUUCUACGGUACAUGCUUGAGCGGAUAAGGGACGCUUCGCAGCACGUGCGGGUACAGGCCGUAUUGGCACUGCAGCGCCUGCAGGAUCCGAGUUCACCCGAGGAUCCCGUGGUGCGCGCUUAUGUGUAUCACCUGGACAAGGAUCCAUCGCCGAAGGUGCGGCAGGCAAUCAUCUCCUCCCUGGGACGGAACUACCGUUUGAUUCCUUACAUACUGGAUCGACUGUGGGAUGCGGAUGAGAAAGUGCGUCGGCACACGUACAUGCAGAUGAGUAGCUACCCGGUACGGCAGUAUAAGAUCGAGCAGAGAUUAAAGUUCCUCGAGCAAGGCCUCAACGACCACUCGCAAGCCGUACGUGAUGUGAUGCGUAACGUCAUGAUUCCUCAGUGGAUUGAAUCAUACCAGCGGGAUUAUGUUGCAUUCGUGGAAGCUUUGAAGCUUGAUUCGGACGAGAAGGAGAUGGAUCGAUUCCGGAAAGCCGCCAAAACUGUUCUGAUGGAAAUUUUCAAUAAAAAAGGUGUUAAAGAAAUGGCCAGUUUGUUGAAUUUUGAAGGAGAGAAAAGAACGGUCCCACUGGAGGAACUCACAAUUGAGCGUUUAAUCUGCUGGCAAACGAUGUUAGAGUACCUGCAAAAGACCGAUUCCGACGACCUGGAAGGUUAUAUGGUCGAGCUAAGCAAAUUUUGCGAGUACCUUAAGGAAUUCGUGGCAAACCCUAACGCUACCACAUCCGUGAAAACCGCAACUAGCAGUGCGAGUGUGAAUACACAAAUAUCCUCACCGGGUCAGCCCGAGACAAUGGAUAAGCUGCACCAACUGUACGUGCAGUACAGUUUGCAGAUCUUGCUGGAAAUAGUUUUAAUGUUUGACUUUUGCGAUGAGUUUGGGCGGGAAAAUCUAAAGCAGGUUUUGUCGGACAUUCUCCGCAAUGAAAAUCUGUUCGAGAUGAACGUUCGACUCAUAAUGGAAGCGUUCGAGAAGCUUAUCACCGACGUGGAGACACGGUUGAACUUUUUCGUUGAGUUGGUGAAUUCCAUGGUGGAACCGUCGCGGCAGGAUGUUUCUAACAGCUCCCGCCAGCUAGUCGAUGCGUACCUGGAGAAGCAUCCGGAAAUGACGACACUCAUGCUGCAAAUCACGUCACUUCGUGUGAAGAUCCUGGAGCUGCAAGAGCAGGAAAGUGCCCUCUCCGAACAGAAGGAUUAUGCCGGUGCUCAGCUGAUGAACGAGGAGGUUAACUUGUGCAAUGAGCAGUACGCCAAUCUGGUGAAACCGCUCGUACACGAAAUGUCGCUGUCUUCAAGUAGUAUCGAUGAUAACGCCAGCACCAUCACGCUGCAGUUUCGCGAUUCGAUGCUGAAACCGCGUCGAGUAACACAGGCAACGGUCGAGAAGUGUCUCCAGGUGUGCUUCUAUCUCGUCAACGGUCCAUCGGUGCGUUCUCUUACACCGCCGGUGUGUAAUCUGUAUCCGACGUUUAUCAGCCGCCACGUACAGUCGGGCCAGCUGUCCACGCGUAACUGGGCGUUGAGGACCGCGACCGCGUUCAGCAUGCUUUAUGAUGGGCUUAGCAAGGAAACGUUCCAGCUGCUAUACCAGCAGUUCCUCAACACCGCCUCAUCGCGCCUCUGGAAGACGGCAUUCGAGUGUGUUUUCGAAUUGCUCGACAAGAACGGGUUCGAAUAUUUCGACCUGGAAAGCGAAGACGUCAACAAGGAUGAUUCACGUACGAACAAAAGCUCCCGGCAGCUGUUCAGUCGGCACAACACCAGCUACCACGACGACUCGACGACUGUAUCCUGCAAUGGUAAUGAGUUCUACAAGAUGUCCAUCCACUUCAUGGAUACGUGCAACGACAAUGCGAUCUGUUCGGCCAUCAUCGACGGUUUCUGUCGGUUGAUUUUGCGCGGACGGUGCAGCUCGGCCGAUAUUAUGUCCAAGCUGCUGUUGCGCUACUUCAAUCCGACCACCGAACCGGAAAUGCAGCAAAUGUUGGGCAUCUUUUUCCAGCGCUUGAUAGCGAAGCGUCGUCAGGAGCUGAUGCAGAAGGCACUGCUGAACACGCUGUUUCACGUGUUGGAAGCUCCGAACGAAAGCCCGCUGGCUGAGGUACGACCGGAGUCGGUGAUAAAGUUCGUGGUAGACUCGACCCGGCCCGUGUUCUGCAAUCCCGGCGUUAACCCACACAAUACGAUCGCCAUCACGUUCCUGCGGGUGAUGCGAGACAACAUUACACUGAAGGAUCUGCUGAAGUUGCUCAGCAAAGAGUUACUCGUGCUGGACAUUAAGGAUGAUGCGGUACUGCGGUCCGAUCUAGCGAAUGCGGUGGGUGAAAUUUUGAACGAACCCUGCCUGGAUGUGAAGACAAUCAAAAAUUUGACCACGUUCCGGCAGACGAUGUUGGGCAAGAUUCGGGAAACGAUCACGUUUUCUUCGACGCGUAUACAGGUCCCGAAUGGUGCUGCAGAUGAGGAAAGCUCGGAAAGACCAGUGACGGAGGUGAACGACGAUGCCAACGAAGCACCAGUGGACGAGGAAGAACAGGAGCAGGAAAUGAACGAAGACGGCGAGCGGUCCGAAGAACGGCCGCUGAUUAACAAAUCCAUACUGCAGGAAGAUUCCGACACGGAUCUGUUUGCAUCACCGCUGAAGUCUACGCAUGGUCCAGCAUCUCCAACGAUGUCACCGGCAAGAGCUAAUGAUAGUGUUGCUCCUGGGCCACCGGAUUCCGGUGUCCGAUCACUCCGACGGUCUCUCGUGCCACGUUCGCCAAUAAACGAGGUAUCGGACAACGGAAAGUUCAAAGUGCCCGAUGCGUCUACCCUGCUCAAAAUCCAAGCAGCAUCGGCACGGUUUAGAGUAGCACUUGGCACGCCUAAGACGGUCCCAUCGAAAGUUGCGCAAUCGGAAGAAGAUUUUGAAAUUCCGUCCACAAACGACGAGCAAAGUUCGGAUGAGCAUGGAUUUUCAAGCACGUCCGAGGAUGAGUUGGAGAUCCCCGAAACACAACAAUCGGAGAGCCGUAUGAUUAAUCUUACUAAUGUAACCGUACGUCGGUCAACGCUCUCAACUAGGACAAGUGCCCGUAAGAACCAUAAAACAUCAUCCAGUAAUUCGUCUUCGUCGUCCUCAUCGGAUUGCGAGGCUGUCGAAGCAUCGCCAAACGCUACGAUCAAUCGCACAAACCGUUCUGCAAGACCACUGCACAAAGCAGCGACCAAAGCUUUGACGGAGCGCAAUCUCGUCCCUAUGCCUGGAACAUUACCACGUGCUACCCGCCAUGCUGCUCGCUUGGACACGAUCAACAGGAAGGUUAUGACGCGAAAAUCUCUUUCGGAACUCGGAAGUUCGCCCACUAGAACAUCAACGAAAGUCACACGCCACACAAGCAGGACAAUUACCACUAAUUCUCCCACUGGCAUCACCCGACCAUCACGACAGUCAAAAAAUAAUACCGAGCCAGAACCUGCUUCCCCGAUAGCGUCGUCGAAACGGGUACCCACGGGAACCGGUUCUAAUACCCCCACCAAAACAAGAACAUCCAGCCGUACGAAAGCGAUCGAAAGUUUGACCGCCGGUCAGCAAAGUGGCUCUCCGACGGGCAGCAAACGGUUGCGUGAACAACGAUCAGCAGUAACAGCAAAAACAACCGAACAAAGCCCGCUAAGGUUGACCAUCAACCGGAAGGCUAGUUCCGGCAGUGCGGAAAGUAGCAGUGGCGUUUCUACGUCGAGUCCGAUACGACUAAAGCGUGCUGCAGUUGUACUGACACCCUUGAGUGCCGUACGUCGGUCGCAACAGGCGGAUGGUGACAAGGCUUCGGCAACGGUGGGCACCUCACCGAGACGGCCGAACCGGAAAGCAACGCGAACGGAUAAAAGGUAAAUUAAUUCACAGCUUUCAAGAACGAACCAACAUGUAACUACCACUGUAUAUUUCCAAUAAAGUGCAAAAACGA
Messenger RNA from Anopheles moucheti, 4408 nucleotides. RefSeq names its product condensin complex subunit 3 (gene Cap-G). Lineage: Eukaryota; Metazoa; Arthropoda; Insecta; Diptera; Culicidae. Gene Ontology annotation, cellular component: cytoplasm; condensed chromosome; condensin complex. The transcript is spliced from 3 exons. The coding region runs from base 1 to 4335 and encodes 1444 amino acids. The record is from RefSeq and is a predicted model, not a curated record. Gene Ontology annotation, biological process: mitotic chromosome condensation.